CUUCGCCAGCUCUGUGCAGUCUGGAUUCUCAUUCCUGUACCCUGUGACAGCAGUGGCAGUCAUGGAGAUGGAUGCCACCAGUGACACCGUGGAAGUGCUACCCCAGCACAAGUUCGACAUCAGGUCCCUGGAGGCCUACCUGAAUCAGCACUUGCCUGGCUUUGGGUCAGAUCCCCGGGCUGUGCUGACUGUUACUCAAUACAGAUCAGGACAGUCCAAUCCAACCUUUUUCCUCCAGAAAGGCUCCCAAGCCUACGUUCUCAGGAAGAAACCACCGGGCUCUCUUCUUCCCAAAGCUCACAAGAUUGAUAGAGAAUUCAGAGUUCAGAAAGCCUUGUUUUCCAUUGGAUUUCCUGUUCCCAAGCCUCUGCUGUACUGCAGUGAUGCGUCCAUCAUCGGAACAGAAUUUUACGUGAUGGAGCAUGUGCAGGGCCGCAUCUUUCGUGAUUUUUCAAUUCCUGGAGUUAGCCCAGCAGAACGUGCAGCCAUAUAUGUGGCUGUGAUAGAAACCUUGGCAUGGCUACAUUCACUGGAUGUACAGUCCCUGCAGCUGGGCAGAUAUGGUACUGGAGUCGGGUACUGCAAAAGACAGGUGUCCACCUGGACAAAGCAGUACCAGGCUUCGGCCCAUCAGAACAUCCCUGCUAUGGACCAGCUCUCCACGUGGCUAAUGAAGAACUUGCCAGAUAAUGACAAUGAGGAGUGCCUGAUUCAUGGAGACUUCAAGCUUGAUAACCUAGUUUUCCACCCCAAAGAGUGUCGAGUGAUCGCAGUGUUGGACUGGGAGCUGUCAACCUUCGGCCAUCCUUUGUCAGACUUAGCCCAUCUUUCCUUGUUUUAUUUUUGGCCGAGGACACUGCCCAUGAUAAACCGAGGCUCUCACAUUCAAGAGAACACAGGAAUACCAUUGAUGGAAGAACUGAUUUCAAUAUACUGCCGUCACAGAGGAAUUGAUCCUGAUCUUCCAAACUGGAAUUUCUUUCUGGCCCUUUCGUUUUUUAAAUUGGCUGGAAUAGCACAGGGGGUCUAUAGUAGAUACCUCUUGGGAAAUAAUUCAUCUGAGGACAGCUUUCUGACUGCCAAUACUGUGAAACCUCUGGCAGAAACUGGAUUACAGCUCUCAAAAAGAACUUUGAGUACUGCACCACCACAGGCUGACCCUAAAAGCCAGCUGUUCGCCCAGACCAGGAGAGGCCAGGAAGUUCUCGCUAAAGUGAAGCAGUUCAUGAAGCAGCACAUUCUUCCUGCCGAAAAGGAAGUAGCUGAAUACUAUGCUCAAAGUGGAAACUCGGCAGGAAAGUGGGGGCACCCCUUAGUGAUCGAGAAACUAAAGGAAAUGGCCAAAGCAGAGGGUCUGUGGAACUUGUUCUUGCCAGCUGUGAGCGGUCUCAGCCAGGUCGACUAUGCCUUGAUUGCUGAAGAGACAGGAAAAUGCUUUUUUGCUCCAGAUGUUUUUAACUGCCAAGCACCAGACACAGGCAACAUGGAGGUAUUGCACCUGUAUGGCAGUGAGCAACAGAAGCAGCAGUGGCUGGAGCCUCUCCUGCGUGGGGAUAUCACCUCUGUCUUCUGUAUGACAGAGCCCAAUGUUGCAUCAAGCGAUGCCACAAACAUUGAAUGUAGCAUCGAGCGAGAUGGAGAUGGCUACAUAGUUAACGGCAAGAAGUGGUGGAGCAGUGGAGCUGGGAAUCCCAAGUGCAAAAUUGCAAUUGUUUUGGGAAGAACGGAGACAGCUUCUGCAUCCAGACACAAACAACACAGCAUGAUUCUUGUUCCAAUGGACACACCUGGAGUAGAAUUAAUAAGGCCUUUGUCAGUGUUUGGCUACAUGGAUAACGUACACGGUGGGCACUGGGAGGUCCAUUUUAAUCACGUGCGAGUUCCUGCUACCAAUUUAAUACUGGGUGAAGGCAGGGGCUUUGAAAUCUCCCAAGGCCGCCUUGGACCUGGAAGAAUCCACCACUGUAUGAGAACCGUGGGUUUGGCCGAACGCAUCCUACAGAUCAUGUGUGACCGGGCAGUGCAGAGGGAAGCCUUCAAGAAGAAGCUGUACGAGCAUGAGGUCGUGGCUCACCGGAUUGCUAAAAGUCGCAUAGCCAUCGAGGAGAUCCGCUUGCUGACCUUGAAAGCAGCGCACAGCAUAGACACUCUAGGCAGUGCCUCGGCCAGGAAGGAGAUUGCAAUGAUCAAAGUGGCUGCCCCAAAUGCUGUCUGCAAAAUAGCUGACUGGGCCAUCCAGGUGCACGGAGGCGCAGGCGUUUGCCAGGAUUACCCUCUGGCCAACAUGUAUGCCAUAAUACGGACCCUGCGCUUAGCAGACGGGCCUGACGAAGUCCAUCUCUCAGCAAUCGCCAAAAUGGAGCUCCAGGACCAAGCCAAACGGCUGACAGCCAGGAUGUGAGGGAGCUGCCCUGCUCUAUCCUGUGGCGGAGAGGGUGGGGCACACACUUACCCAGCUCCAAAACUUAAGUCUCACAUUUCUGCAAUAGUUUGAGCACAAGGCUAAUCACUCAUCUAUGGCCAA
Acomys russatus (golden spiny mouse) is the source of this 2524-nucleotide messenger RNA. RefSeq names its product acyl-CoA dehydrogenase family member 11 (gene Acad11). Gene Ontology annotation, cellular component: mitochondrion. The transcript is spliced from 20 exons. Gene Ontology annotation, molecular function: oxidoreductase activity, acting on the CH-CH group of donors; flavin adenine dinucleotide binding. Bases 62 to 2401 code for a protein of 779 amino acids. Lineage: Eukaryota; Metazoa; Chordata; Mammalia; Rodentia; Muridae. The record is from RefSeq and is a predicted model, not a curated record.